AGCUGCAUCAGUUCUUGUGCGCAAAGAACAAAAAACAUUGUGUUCGUGAAUGGGAGCUGGUGUGUGCAAUGAGAAACCAGGCAGACUACACUCGCUGGUGUGGCUGAGCACCAAUCCUCUCUCACUCUGUCUACCUCUCCCUCUCUCUUUCUUUCUGUCUAUGCUAGCUAGGACUUGAGCCUGUGUAUGAUUUAGGAGGAGGGUUCAGGGAUUUGCAGCUUUAUGUUUUUGGAAGUAUGCAUCUGGAGAGGAUUUGAACGUGCUGUUAUUUGUGAUUGAACACAGUGUGCGACGUGGAGGCUCCUCGUGUUGCUGCUUUCAGGGCUGCUCCCCUCCCUGCUGCCUCUGGCUGUGUUUGGGCGAUGGUCCUGACUGAGAAGCAGAGCAUCACCCAGAUGCCGGGCUCUGACUGUAUGGGAGGAUAAGCCGGUAUACAGCAGCAUGGGAGCUAAACAGAUGAAAUGUCUCAGCUCAGCCAGCCCUGCUCACUCCCCCAAAGAGGAGUAUGUUAUCACCCAUGCCACUGACACCCCCAAAGAGGAAACACUCCACAGUCAGUCAGAGGACCAGGGGGAACCUCAGGAUGACAAAUUUGAGGUGACAGAGAAGAAGUCUGUCGCAGAGGAGGUGUCUCUGUGUGGACUCUGUCCCUCCCUUGGGCAGGAUGGGCAGGAAGAGGAGAAGUCCUGGGAGGAGCAGCUGGAGGCCCACCAGGAGCAGCUGGAGAAAGAGAUGCAGGAGGCCAGGAGGAUGGUGUUCCGCCUACAGGCUUUGCUGCUCCAUGGCUCCCUCCCUGAGGAGGACCAGGAUGGAUCUGUGAGCUUCGGAGAUAACCGUGCGAAUGCGGAACAGCAGCUGGUCCUAAUCCGCAGUCGUCUGGACCAAAGCGUGGAGGAAGGCCUUGAUCUCAAGAGAGAACUCCUCAGACACAAACAGGAGGCACGCCACCUUCAGGCCAUCAAGGAUGCUCUGCAGCAGCGGCUGGCGGUGCAGGACGAUGCUGUGCUGCAGCUAAAGCAGGAACUACUGAGGAGCAACAUGGCCAAAGAUCAGCUGGAAGGGGAAAAUGCAGAGCUGAAACACAAGCUGAGCGAAAGGAACAAAUUCCUCAGUGAAUAUGAGCAGCAACUUGGGAGGAAAGACAGAAUACUGCAGCAGCAGCAGCAGAAGCUUGAUGAGGCUCAACAUAAAGCGCAUGAAGUCGGCAGAGGACGGUCAUUUAGGAGUGAAAGUGGUGGUUACAGUAACUCAGUGGCUUCAACUUCACCUGCAGCAUUCCAACAUAGUGCACCAGGGGAGGAGCUGCAGCUGGUCAGGGAGGCUCUGCGUAGUUUGAGGGACAACUUUUCUGGCCAUGAUCCCCAACAUCACACACUGGACACACUGGAGCAGGGCGUGGCCAGUCUCAUGGACCGUUUACACUCUGUGGACGCCCAGCGUAGACAUGAUAGAGGGGAGGAAUUGAAAUCUCCAGGACGCAGAGCAAACUCCACAGACCGUGAAUCCUGGCCUCCGAGCUCAAAAAUGGCCCACUCGCACAGCAGCCCAGGGUUGGACACGGCCGUCUCCACUAAAGUGCUCUACUUCACAGAUCGCUCGCUCACACCGUUUCUGAUCAACAUCCCAAAAAGGCUGGGUGAGGUGACACUGCGAGACUUCAAGGCUGCUGUGGACAGACAAGGCAGUUUCAGAUACCACUUCAAGGCCCUCGACCCAGAGUUUGGCACUGUGAAGGAGGAGGUCUUCCAGGACGGCGCAGUCGUGCCUGGCUGGGAGGGAAAGAUUGUAGCAUGGGUGGAGGAGGACCACGGAGAGAGGAGGUAGAGCUGAAAACCAGAGAUCACCACUACAAACCUCAGUAGUUCUCACUGGACCAGGAUUCCACUGAAAAUACUUGUGAUGCCAUAAAAAGAGUAAAGUUAUACACUACACUGGGACCAAUAGAUGGAACACCAUUUCUAUACAACAAAAAAGUUUAAAAAAUGAAUGUUUCAAAUGAAGAAUUUGACUAGAAAGGGGGGGGGGGUCAUACUUUUAUUUAUUUAAGGAAUGGAUAUUAGACAUUGUUUGCAGCACAUAAAUUAAUAAAUGGGACUACCCAUUAAUGGUCAGUAUUAUGAUACUGGUUUGAAAAAAGAACCAUAAUACGAUUUACAGAAACAAUAAGAACAAAUAUAUGCUGCUCACUAAAAAGCUGUAACCAAUGCAUAAUAUACAAACCUUAACACAAAGGUGUUUGCUGACAUUUGCCACAUGUUCCAGAUUGCCAAAUAGUGAUGUUGUUGUUCUGUAUCAAUUUUGAUGUUUUAAUAAACAUGAAUUAUUGCAUG
Messenger RNA from Labrus bergylta (ballan wrasse), 2330 nucleotides. Lineage: Eukaryota; Metazoa; Chordata; Actinopteri; Labriformes; Labridae. The record is from RefSeq and is a predicted model, not a curated record.